Solanum dulcamara is the source of this 2150-nucleotide messenger RNA. Its product is annotated as cytochrome P450 CYP94D108-like. The transcript has 2 exons. NCBI's taxonomy places the organism in Eukaryota, Viridiplantae, Streptophyta, Magnoliopsida, Solanales, Solanaceae. Gene Ontology annotation, molecular function: monooxygenase activity; heme binding; oxidoreductase activity, acting on paired donors, with incorporation or reduction of molecular oxygen. The record is from RefSeq and is a predicted model, not a curated record. The coding region runs from base 72 to 1574 and encodes 500 amino acids.
AUAUUGGACAGCAUUAUUAUUAUUAUUAUCUAUCUUAUCAUUUUCGUUUUCUUCCCACCAAAUUCCCAACCAUGGAAUUUUUUUCCCUUCCAACACUUAUCUUCAGUGUCUUCAUCUCUCUUUUUUUCAUCUAUUUUCUCAAUCAAAAUCCCAAAAAAUCCGGUUUCAAAAUCUACCCAGUCGUCGGAGCAUUGCCGGAGUUUCUCCUUAACCGUCACCGUUUUCUGGAAUGGACGACGGAUGUACUCUCUAAUUGCCGUACCAACACCGCCGUGUUCUACCGGCCCGGAAAUGUUCACGGCGUCAUGACGGCGAAUCCACUCAAUGUUGAACACAUGCUCAAAGCCAAUUUUGAAAAUUUCCAAAAAGGAAUUCGAUUCUAUACUCGGCUUGAAGAUUUCAUCGGCGAUGGAAUUUUUAACGUUGAUGGUGAAAGUUGGAGGAUUCAAAGGAAAUCUGCAAGUUAUGAAUUUAGCACCAGAUCUCUAAGAAAUUUUGUCAUACAAACUGCACAGGUAGAGAUUCAUACACGAUUGAUUCCAAUUCUUCAAGAAGCAGCAAAAAGGGAUAGAAUUAUUGACAUUCAAGACAUCUUAGAAAGAUUUGCAUUUGAUAAUAUCAUCAAGCUUGCAUUCAAUGUGGAUCCAAAUUGUUUAGGAGGAGCUGAAAGUGAAUUCAUGCAAGCUUUUGAAAUUGCAACAACUCUAAGUGCAGGUAGGUUCAUGUAUGCAAUUCCCUUCCUUUACAAAAUCAAGAAAAUCUUGAACAUUGGUUCAGAGAAAAAGCUACAAAAAUCAAUCCAGAUUGUGCAUGAAUUCGCGGAUAAUAUAAUAAAGUCAAGAAUGGAAGAGCGGGAUGAGAAGAAAGAUGAAGACUUGUUAUCAAGAUUCAUGGGGGAUGGUAAUCAACUUUCAGCUAAAUUCUUGAGGGACAUUGUCAUUAGUUUCAUCCUAGCUGGUCGAGACACAACAUCAUCAGCUCUAACUUGGUUCUUUUGGAUAUUGUCUACAAGGAAAGAUAUAGAGCAAAAGAUAUUAGAAGAAUUAGUUCAAAUUCGUCGAAGAAAUGGAAAAAAGAUUGGUGAAGCUUAUAAUUUCGAUGAGUUAAGAGAAAUGCAGUAUCUCCAUGCAGCUAUUUCAGAAUCCAUGAGGUUAUAUCCACCAGUACCAGUUGAUACAAGGUCUUGUUUGAAAGAUGACAUUUUACCAGAUGGGACUUUUAUUGGUAAAGAUUGGUUUAUAACUUAUCAAACUUAUAGCAUGGGAAGAAUGGAGAAUAUUUGGGGUAAAGAUUGUUGUGAGUAUAAACCAGAAAGAUGGUUUGAUGAUAAUGGGGUUUAUAAGCAAGAAAGUCCAUUUAAAUUUCCGGUGUUUCAUGCUGGACCAAGAAUGUGUCUUGGAAAAGACAUGGCUUAUAUUCAGAUGAAGUCAAUUGCAGCUUCUGUGAUAGAAAUGUUUGAAUUUGAUGUUCAAUUGGAGAAUGGCAAGUGUCCUAACUAUGUGUUGUCUUUGACACUAAGAAUGAAAGGAGGUUUACUUGUGAAGGUGAAAGAAAGAUGUAAGACCAAUAGUUAAAUCGAACCCCCACAAGCCCACAUAGUAAUGAUUCAACUAAAGAUUGAUUCCAGUGGGCACACCCGGCCCGGCUCUCGUCGUUCCAACAACCGGCAGGGUUCUGUGAUUUCUUUUAGUUUGUAUAAAAAAGAUUUUGCAAACAUGUUCUUUUCUCGAUGUCUAUACACCUUCUGAAACUGACCGCACUUUCUUCAGUGGGCUUUUUUGUUGAACCUCGAAUCCGAACCUGUUCAACAAGACCAGAUCCAUCAACAAACCUGGGGUGAAAUUUUAGAUGUGCAAGCAGAGGGUGGAACAAAGGCAUUCCUAUCGGGCGCUUAUAAUUAUGGUAGUUGCGGUGAAGUCAAUUGAUAUUGCAUGAGUCAAUACAUAUCAGGACUCACAACAAUGACAAAAUAUCGUGAAUAAUGGUCACGAGUUUGUAUAUUGUAAUUAUGGUGAUGUAAUGUCUAAUAAUAUAUUAAGAAGAAUGGUUGUUAGUAUCAUGGUGUAUAUAUUAUCUUGCUUUCUUAAAAAGAAAGGAAAACUUUUGGUAAGAAGUUUCAAGAAUCAAUUAUAUAUUAUAUGUGGACCAGA